This is a messenger RNA of Arachis duranensis, 1169 nucleotides long. RefSeq lists its product as uncharacterized. The record is from RefSeq and is a predicted model, not a curated record. NCBI's taxonomy places the organism in Eukaryota, Viridiplantae, Streptophyta, Magnoliopsida, Fabales, Fabaceae. Bases 96 to 992 code for a protein of 298 amino acids. The transcript has a single exon.
AGUUCUCAACAGAAAACAGAAAAACAAACUUCGAAAGCCUUCUCUUUCUCUCUCUCUGUAAGUGUGUUUUAAACGAUCUAGGGUUACAGAAUUCGAUGCCACAGGUGGAUUUGGAGUCGCUGGUUUCUGCAUGCGCCGGAGGUUCCUCCGAUCGGAAAGUAGCAUGCGAGACAAUCGACGGCGACGUCGAUACUACUGAUUGGCCGCCGCCGGAAUCGAUCUGGCUCUCCGGCGAAGCUGAGUUCGACUGGUUGGACCGAAACGCCGUCGUUUACGAGCGGAAAGAAUCCACGAAAGGAAGCUCCGUAUUCGCCACGUCGAACCCUGGCUCCAACAACAACUCUCAGCGAUUCUCCAAGAAUCUGAUGAAAUCCAAAGCUGCGAUUAUCGGACUACCGAAAUCGCAGAAAUCGGCGUUCGCUGACGCAAGCCAGAGCCGCCGCAUCCACCACCACCGGCAGGGAAACGCCAGGCUGUUUCCGAAGCGGAGCGCUUCCGUCGGAAAAUCUGACUCCGCCGUCGUUGUAUACGAGCCAUCGUCGCCGAAGGUCUCGUGCAUCGGUAGGGUUAGAUCAAACCGGAACCGCCGUUUAAGAACUCGCCAGCGGAGCAUAUCCUCCUCCACCGCCGCUGCAGCUGCCACCUCCACCGUCACAAUCGCGAGACAAAAAUCUUGCCGGAGCGGGAGACGCAAAACCGGUUUCUUUGAAAGCCUUCGCGCCAUUUUCAGAUCCGGUCGACGAGGAAAACCGGUUCAGAAACCCGAUCCAUCUUCGGAGGAUUCAUCGACGAAGAAGAAGAAGAAUAAAAGAAGCAACAGUAGAAAAUCGCGCGGUGACAGUAGCAACAAAGCCAUCCAAAACGACGAGUCGUUUAACGAAUCGGUUUCCAUUGAACCUCCCGGUUUGGGUAGCUUGAACCGGUUCGCAUCAGGGAGAAGAUCCGAAUCGUGGAGUGUAGUAGGUGACUCGGAGAUCCACGUGGCACAGUAAAUUUUUUUGGCGCCGUUCAAGUUCGGUUGGCGAUUAGUCUUGAACUGCGGGCCCCAAAGUGGUUUAAAAAGUCGUUGAUUGCUUACGUGGCACGUUGAAAACGGUCACUAACUGUUUUCCUCACUCCUGUAAGAAGAUAAAUGUAUUUUUAAUUUUUUACAGCGUCCUUUUUUCUCU